AGAUAAAAAUGAAUACUUUUAAAAGAAUACAGGAGACCAAGCAAGCAUCAAGGAAGAAUCCAGUGCAAACAAAUUGGUUGGAUUACAUCCAGGAUGAAAGUCUCAAAACGAUCGUGAUUCCGGUAGGGCCCCGGUUUCAGGCGGACUUGCCGGAGUGGAUUGGUCCGCCCAAUACUGGAAAAGAGAAGGAAGAAUCAAAAUGGUUGGGAACACAGUUAUGGCCAAUCAAGAAUGACGACACAAACGAAGAGAGAAUGAUUGGGAAAGGGAGACCGGAGUUCUGUCACUGUGGGUCGCCUGGAUCAGUGGAAUGUGUGAGAAGGCAUGUGGGUGAUGAAAGGAAAAAGGUGGAAUCUGAACUGGGGCCUGCGUUUCGGGAAUGGAGAUUUGAUGAAAUGGGAGAAGAUGUUUCUAAUGAAUGGACUCCACAGGAGCAGCGCAAGUUCGAGUCAAUUGUGAAAAGGAAUCCGCCAUUGUCUAUAGGUAAAAGCUUUUUGCAGGCUGCCAUGGCGGCUUUCCCCUCCCACAACAGACGCAGCAUCCUCAGUUACUAUUUCAACGUUCAUCUCCCUCGGAGAAUUAGCAAGGAAACAAGGUGGUCGGAUCAUGGUGAAGCCGCCGGCACCGAUGACGAGGAGAAAUCGGCGUCGUCAACGAACUCCAGGAAGACUAGUUGUCGGAAGAAAAGGCGUUUUGUAUAUUGAAAUUAAUCUACAACUCGUACUGGAAGGCAAGCAAAUUCUUUCGUUUGGAUACUUGAUAUACUGUCUAUUUAUGGUGGUUUAAGAUGAAAAGGGAUGACCUUUUUUAAUUGUAAAGCAAUAUUAUAUUAUAUGUACUCUUAAA
Molecule: messenger RNA, 846 nt
Organism: Ipomoea nil (Japanese morning glory)
Lineage: Eukaryota; Viridiplantae; Streptophyta; Magnoliopsida; Solanales; Convolvulaceae
Product: AT-rich interactive domain-containing protein 1-like
Exons: 2
Coding region: 9-704 (231 amino acids)
Source: RefSeq, a predicted model, not a curated record